UGUAUGUUUGUAUGUAUUCACACAUGCUCAAAGAUGUUUGAACACUCUAACACCAGGUCAUUUUCUGCGCGGCGCCCCACUACUCUCCAUUCCUGAGCCGAACUCCGAAAACCUCUCCCUAAUUAAUAAAUGGCAAAAAUUAAAGGUACUCCAUCACCAGUUCAGCAAGCGCUGGAAAACUGAGUAAGACUUAGUCGUCAUCAAAGAUGAUCUCCUUUCCCCAACGAAUGGCGGCUCGGCCGAAUUACAAAACUCCAUCCCGCUCCCGAUCGAAAUGUUCGCGUGGUAGACAUCCGCACCCAAAGCGGAACCAUCACACGCUACAUAGGGAAGCUUUGCUUAUUACCACCCAGUUCCUUGAUCACCCGCAUACCACUAACAAUGUCCCUCGACCGUAUACUUACAGGUCCCAAGACUUCAGAAAAUGUCGACAGUGCUGUCGCAGGCAUUCGCUGCGCUAUUGCCGUGCCUUUCGGGCAAUGACGCCGGACGAGCGCUGCGAAUCUGCUACACUGCACCGCUAUUGUAUAAAUUGUUUAGCCACAUCGCACGUCACCGGCGCCUGUGACUCGCCAGGCAGCUGUCGCCAUUGCGGAUUAGCCCACCACACUUUGCUAUACCGAUCCUCCUCCACUUCGCAAGGGUCGAAGCAAAGCCGCAAAACGGGUGAUCGAGGCCACGUGCGCAAGCAUCGGCAAAGAAAGGCUUUCCCGCCAGAAAAAAUACCUAACCGCCGUAGGACUGAAAGCAGAGCUGAACGAAGCCAGCCCCGCCCGCCUUCCAACGAUGCAUCCGGGGGCUACUAAAUAAAGCACGAGAAACGCAGGAGCAGCUGCAAGAUUUGGUGCAGGUCUCAUCGCCUCAGGACCGCCGGAAUGUCGAGGACAUGAGUCAUAAUUUAAUUGAAUUUUAAAGCUAAUAUUAGUUCGUAAUAAUGAAUUUCCAAAAUGGGAUACUUACCUUGAAUACUUAUCUUGAAUACUUAACUUGAAUGCUUACGUUGAAUACUUACCUUUAAUUACAUCCCUGAACUGGAAAAUUUAAUAUUCACCACAAACCUGUACAUACAUAUAUAUGUAAGCUAGCUAUCCUUAUACAUAAACGGUCGUCCAAACGAAAAUAUAUUGUAAUAUACCCAG
Rhagoletis pomonella (apple maggot) is the source of this 1139-nucleotide messenger RNA. RefSeq lists its product as uncharacterized. Lineage: Eukaryota; Metazoa; Arthropoda; Insecta; Diptera; Tephritidae. The record is from RefSeq and is a predicted model, not a curated record. The transcript is spliced from 2 exons. Bases 207 to 806 code for a protein of 199 amino acids.